AUGUCUUCCUCACGACACAGCUCCCGAACCCACAGCGCCAGCAGUGCCGGAGAGAGCUGCGCCUGGCAAAGCAAGCUUGAAGACGCAUGCCGCGAGUACCAGAUCGCCUCGCCCUCGUUCCAAAUCGUCUCAGACAGGAGAGGUGGUCGCACAGCCUGGUCGAGCCGCGUGACCGUCAACGGCGCGAUCCACCAGGCCCGGUUCUGGUACGAUGGCAAGAACCUCAACAACGCCAAGGAGGACGCCGCCGAGGUGGCCCUCAGCUUCAUCUCCAUGGCGGCGUCGCCACAGACGUCGAGGAGGUGGUAG
This is a messenger RNA of Diaporthe amygdali, 309 nucleotides long. RefSeq lists its product as uncharacterized. The record is from RefSeq and is a predicted model, not a curated record. Lineage: Eukaryota; Fungi; Ascomycota; Sordariomycetes; Diaporthales; Diaporthaceae. The coding region runs from base 1 to 309 and encodes 102 amino acids. The transcript has 3 exons.